AAACUGGGAUUAAAUGAUAGGGUUCCAUGGGUUUACACGGGAGUGCGAAUAGAGGCCGUUUACCAUAAAUAGCCCUUAUCAUCAUUUUGCUGCUGUUCUGUGCUGUCUGUCGAUAAUCCACUUCUUGUUCGUCAAACAUCACGAAUAUAUCGGGUUUUAGGGUUUUGUCACAAGGGAUUGUCAACGCCGAUCAUCGCGUUCAGAUCUUAACGAUGACUUAAUAUAAUUCGAUUUGUUGUGUUCUCCGCUUCUAUUAGCGAAAUCGACUCGCUUUCUUGGUGUUGCGUGCGUCGAUCGCUCUGCUUAGAGUUGGGGUUUUUGUGUGCGUAUUGGUUUAGUUUUCGAUUUCUUAGGGUUUCGAAGAGCAUCGAAACAAUGCCUUCGGCGCCCUCUCUUGAAUUUCUCACUCGUCGUGUUAUUCCGUAUCUUUCCUCUCUCGAUGAUGGCUGGUUCUCUAGUCGUUUGAAACGUCUCGAGAAGGGUGAUCGUCGUGGUAAUCUUAGUUAACAUCAAGCUUUAUUUGGCCUUUUUAGUGUCUUUUUUAAAACAUUUUGUUCUGUCUUUCAAUUUUCUUUAUCGAUCUACUCGAGUACGAGUACUGUUAGAUCAAUUAAAGUACUAGUUGUUAAGGAAUCGGGAAAUCGAGCCAUUGCCAAGUGCGGAUUGUGUUCUCGUUAUUGAUUGCGUUAGCAAGGUCACACAAGUUUCGUAUUGUUUGGAGGGUUUGGUUGCUCUUGCUUUUGUCUCUCAAAAGCUUCUGCUUGCUAUCAAUGGACAUCAGUUCACUGAAUAUAUCAGUUUCUGAAGGUAUAGAUGAGAUUGAAGACUUGAAGCAACUGUCUCUUACUCAACUGCAAUGUACACGUGUCACGGGAGACCUUUCUCUGAAUGACCUUGGUGAAGGUCUAACUGAGUUUCUACAUAAUCAAGAUGAUCAGAAAUUGGCAUCAAACUCCAUUUUGUCGUCACCUUCUUACAAAAUUGAUAUUCUCAAGGUGAAGAAGGAAGAUAUAUGUGAAGAGUCUUGUAAUGCAAAAUCAACAAUCAUAACUUCCGACAAGUGCUUGUGCAAAUGUACAACAUUUCCAUGUUCUGGAGAGAUGAUGUCCUUUGCUGAAUCUACAGAUAGAAAAGAUGAAGAUGAAUUGGAUGAGGUAACUGCUGCAAUGUUGAAGGAAACUGAUAAUGAAUCUGCUAAGCCAGGCGACUGGCGUCCCAUAUCCUUACCUACUCCUUUGAAGCCUGUAUCUGCAAUGAAGGGUAGCCGUGAGAAACAUGGGAUACCAUCGAAGAAGCUGACUGUAACAUGGGCCCCUGAUGUGUAUGAUCCUCCUCCUACAUCAGUGUCACAUGUGCCAUCAAGCAAGAAACAAAGGCAAAGGACUGAUAGUAAGAAGUGUGUAAAGAACCGGCAGAAAGUUGGGGGCAAAUCUAAACGAGGGAAAGAUAAGAAGCAUGUUCGGAAGUAUAGCGGUAGUAGUUCUAACAAGGGUUUCAAGACUUCGGACGAUGAUGUCAGAUUGAUUAAAUAUAAUGAGCCUUGCGUUGAGCUCUUGGAUUUUGAUGUUGGUAGCCGCGAUUCGUACUGCGGGAGUAGCUUCCUUAAGGAAUCGGUCACAAAAAUGCACCUCUCUGUUGCAGAGGCUACUUGAGCCUUUAUUUGCAGCCAGUAUGCAGUCUUUUUUGUAUGUCAUCUUUGUCCAGAGUCGGUUGUAGAUAAAUAAGUAAUGGUUUUUAAAGUUCUCUUCGUUGGCUAUGUUAAUACUUAAAUAGUACUCUUCUAAACUCAUCUGUGCGUGCUGUUUUUAACUUGAAAGAUGUUAAUAUACACUCUCUCAAGGAUGGUGCUUUUCUACUA
Cornus florida is the source of this 1858-nucleotide messenger RNA. RefSeq lists its product as uncharacterized. The record is from RefSeq and is a predicted model, not a curated record. Lineage: Eukaryota; Viridiplantae; Streptophyta; Magnoliopsida; Cornales; Cornaceae. The transcript is spliced from 3 exons. Bases 771 to 1652 code for a protein of 293 amino acids.